GAGGGGUGGCAACACUAGGUCUAGACGGGACCUCAGACGUCGAGCUUGUUUGUUUGUUUGUUUGUUUGUUUCAGAGUCUGGCCCGUUACGGAAUUGGUUCCCGCCGCCAGUGCCAUGGUCUUGGAGCUCUACCUGGACCUGCUGUCCCAGCCCUGUCGCGCCAUUUAUAUCUUCGCCAAGAAAAACGGCAUCCCGUUCCAGAUGCAUACGGUGGAGCUGCGCAAGGGUGAGCACCUCAGCGAUGCGUUUGCCCAGGUGAACCCCAUGAAGAAGGUACCAGCCAUGAAGGACAAUGACUUCACCUUGAGCGAGAGUGUGGCCAUCCUGCUCUACCUAACACACAAGUUCAAGGUCCCUGACCACUGGUACCCCCAAGACCUGCAGGCCCAUGCUCGUGUGGACGAGUACCUGGCGUGGCAGCACACAGCCCUUCGGAGAAGCUGCCUCCGGGCUCUGUGGCAUAAGGUGAUGUUCCCUGUUUUCUUGGGUGAGCAAGUACCUUCUGAGACACUGGCAGCCACCUUGGCAGAAUUGGAUGUGAACCUACGGGUGCUCGAGGACAAGUUCCUCCAGGACAAGGCCUUCCUUGUUGGGUCUCACAUCUCCCUGGCUGACUUGGUCGCCAUCACAGAGCUGAUGCAUCCUCUCUGCAACAAACUCCACAGGCGCAGCAUAGGCUCAAUCUGCUGCCGGAGUUAGCCCCUCCACGCCAGCCAGCUCUGCUUCUAGGCACUUCCCGGUGCACACGUUUCUUCCCCGUGGUCCCCCGUGUGUGUUUUUCAGACGGUUAGCCUCACACUUCACGGUCAUCUGAACCGUCAUUGUCAGCAGAUUUGAUGAGAAUCCUUAAAGGGGGAGAAUUAGUUAAAAGAGAGAGUCUUUUUCCCAUGUUAGAAAAUGGAAAACACUGUUACAGUGGAGGGAGUUAGGCCCUGCAUGAUAAUAUGCUGGAUGGUUUAAAAAUGGAAUGAUUAAAUGAGAGGAUAAUUAAUUUAGAUGUGAUUUAUGUCAUGUCAAUUAUAAACAUCAUCCUGCUAUCAUUUUUGUUUUAUCACUAAACAAGUUGGUUAAUAUGGGUGCUAAGAUACAAGUUUUAAAGUUUAAAAACUCAUUAAAACGGAUCAUAGAGAUAUUCAGACCCAGACAGAAGAAUUUAAAGGACAGCCAAUCCCAGCCCUGUGUUAUAAGGUUAGAGAGGGACAGCCUAAGGUUUCCAAACAACCAACUUUAAUUUAUCCAGUAACCUUACAGGGACUACCAAAUGAUAGAUAUCCCCAAGACUGUGUAAGAACUGAAUGGACUCCUGAGGAAAUGUUAGAUUGAAGGAAGCUAUAGUUUCACAUGGCAUGCAUUCACCUUUUGUGAAGCAGAUGUUAAACUCGUGGUCAACUUGUAAUAGAAUUAUCCCUCUAGACUAGAGCAGUCUUGGAGCCUGGUCCUCAAUUACAGUGGAGGACCUGAUGGAAGGAUGAGGUUAAAACCAUUAAACAAUGAAGUAGGGCUAGAGGUGUGGAAAUCUCCCAAGACUAAUUUCUUAGAAAGGGAGAUAUGCUAAUGUACAAAGGCAAUCUCUAUAUGAUGACCACACCCUGGCUUUAUGCUGUCCAGCAGCGUUGAAUGCUUGGGACGGAAUUGAAGAAGUAGGAAAGAAAAUUGAGUCAUUUACUAAAGUAAUGCAGGGCCCAAAAGAAACCUUCACUGAUUUCUUACAAAGAUUGACUUAAGCAAUAAAUAGAAUGACACCAAAUUCAUAAGCUAGACAAAUAAUAAUUGAAUCUCUGGUUUUUGAAAAUGCUAGUGUACAAUGCAAAGGGUAAUUAGACUGUCGGAGGCAAGAUCAGCAUUCUUAGAGGAAUGGAUCAAAGGUACAGACAAUAUUGGAUUUCAGAACCAUGAUAAUGUUUGGAUAAGAGAGGUGAUUUCCAGAGGUUUGAAGAAAAAUCAAAAUGUCAGGUGUUUCAAUUGCAGUAAAUAAGGUCAUCUAA
Peromyscus leucopus (white-footed mouse) is the source of this 1985-nucleotide messenger RNA. RefSeq names its product glutathione S-transferase theta-1. Gene Ontology annotation, cellular component: cytoplasm. The record is from RefSeq and is a predicted model, not a curated record. The coding region runs from base 115 to 699 and encodes 194 amino acids. NCBI's taxonomy places the organism in Eukaryota, Metazoa, Chordata, Mammalia, Rodentia, Cricetidae. Gene Ontology annotation, biological process: glutathione metabolic process. The transcript has 5 exons. Gene Ontology annotation, molecular function: glutathione transferase activity.